GCGAACAGGACGCAGGCGCAGCUCCACCCCUCACUCCUCUCUUAGGUCGGGCCCGCCUCUCGAGGCUAGUACUGCCUCUUCCGCGUUCUCUGGGGAGCGUUCUGUAGGUGGAGUGCGAGCGACCUGUCCCUCCAGGAGUCAGCUGAGAUUUUCAUGCCAGAUAUGAUGAAGCAGAAGCCGAUGGAGAACUGAAUAAUGUCUGUUGUGCACAGAGGCCAUUGAAACCUUUCCUGUAGCUGGAAAACAGCAGCCCCCUGACAGAAGCAUUACUGUGUUUGAAGUUUCAAAUUUACAGAGGAUUCUCUUCACAGAGUUGGGCAGACCUAUAGGUGAUGCAGUGACAGCUCUGAAGGCUACACAUGAGCCCAGAAUCAGAACAGAGGAAGAAGAUGGCCCUGAAACUAGACCUUUUGCCCCUGGGAAUCUUACCAUCCCCGCCCUGUUUGAGGCCUGCUGUGAAUCAUCACCCCAGGGGCGGCUUAGUGGUCCUCACUGUAGUUGAGUGGUAGGCUGCAGUCUGCUUAAUGCUACCCAACCUCGCUGCACCCUGGACUCUGGAGCAAACCUGUGAAAUACUGUAGACCCUUGGAAUCACAUUCACAGGCCGUCCUUUAUUCAGGACAAACUAAUUUCACAAGAGAUGGGUAGCAGUGAACCAGUUCCCAUUGCAGAGAGUGACAAGAGGAAGAAGAAGAAGCGGAAGGCCCGGGCCACUGAUUCCUUGCCGGGAAAGUUUGAAGAUGUAUACAAGCUGACCUCUGAACUGCUGGGAGAGGGAGCCAAUGCCAAAGUUCAAGUUGCCGUGAGCCUGCAGAAUGGCAACGAGUAUGCUGUCAAAAUCAUCGAAAAACACGCAGGACACAGUCGGAGUAGGGUAUUUCGGGAGGUGGAGACACUAUAUCAGUGUCAAGGAAACAAGCACAUUUUGGAGCUGAUUGAGUUCUUUGAAGACGACACAAGGUUUUACUUGGUCUUUGAGAAAUUGCAAGGAGGCUCCAUCUUGGCCCACAUCCAGAAGCAGAAGCACUUCAAUGAGCGAGAAGCCAGCCGAGUGGUACAGGAUGUCGCUGCCGCCCUUGACUUCCUGCACACCAAGGGCAUUGCUCAUCGCGAUCUGAAGCCAGAAAAUAUACUGUGUGAAUCUCCAGAAAAGGUGUCUCCGGUGAAGAUCUGUGACUUUGACUUGGGCAGUGGAGUGAAAUUGAACAACUCCUGCACCCCCAUAACCACACCAGAGCUGACUACUCCAUGCGGCUCUGCAGAAUACAUGGCCCCGGAGGUGGUGGAGGUCUUCACGGACGAGGCCACUUUUUACGACAAGCGCUGCGACCUGUGGAGCCUGGGCGUGGUCCUCUACAUCAUGCUGAGUGGCUACCCGCCCUUUGUGGGUCACUGUGGGGCCGACUGUGGCUGGGACCGGGGAGAGGUCUGCACAGUGUGCCAGAACAAGCUGUUUGAGAGCAUCCAGAAAGGCAAGUAUGAGUUUCCUGACAAGGACUGGGCUCACAUCUCCAGCGAGGCCAAAGACCUCAUCUCCAAGCUCCUGGUCCGAGAUGCGAAGCAGAGACUGAGCGCUGCCCAAGUUCUGCAGCACCCAUGGGUGCAGGGGCAAGCUCCAGAAAGGGGACUCCCCACGCCGCAAGUCCUCCAGAGGAAUAGCAGCACAAUGGACCUGACGCUCUUCGCAGCCGAGGCCAUCGCCCUUAACCGCCAGCUGUCUCAGCACGAGGAGAAUGAGCAGAACAAGCUGGCUGAGGAGUCUGAGGCGCUGGCUGAGGGCCUCUGCUCUGUGAAGCUCUCCCCUCCCUCCAAGUCCCGCCUGGCCCGACGGAGGGCGCUGGCCCAGGCAGGUCGCAGUGGAGAUGCGCUGCCCAGCCCAACACCCACAACGCCAGCGCCCUGACCCACUCUGGGCCCCAGGCCUUUUCCAAGCCCUGCCACCCUGGAAACCUGUGAGGGGCCUGCUCUGCAGCUCCUUCCAGGCCUUUUCCUCCACGAAGGCUCUCAUCCUCCUGUCCCCAGAGUCCUCAAGGAAAAAGCUUUUUCCAAAGGGCGGGGGAGGGUCGUCUUUGAAAAGGAAAGCAAUCACUUGUCACUUUGCAUAAUGGCCUGCGGCAGGGACGUCUCUUUACUGGGCUCCUGCCCACCUGCUCACCCGCCUGCCCGUGGAUGGAGGAUCCAGCCCACUCUCACCACCAGGCAGCUGUAGGGCUGGGGCUGCGGCCUUCAGGGAGCCAGCCUUGAGAAGCGUCCAUUGACAGAGGCUCUUCCCUCUCCCCACACUGUCACCUGCCUCUGGCGGUCCUUCCACCUUCCUGUGUCCUCCGGACGUCCUCCCCCAUGGCUAAGCGGAGCCAUCCCCUCAAUUCAGGAAGCCAGAUCAGUCUUCCAGUCGAUAGCGCAGAGAAGCACAUAAUCUUUCUUUGCCGUGACCGAAAUGUGUCCCUCAUUUAUCAUCCUCUUCCUUGUUUGAGAUUGCUGCUAAAGUCAGUAUUAUUUUGUUUUUAAAGAUGCGGGGGGGUGGGAGGGGUUGUUUCUUUUUUUUUAACCACACUCUUCCAGCAGAGAUGAGACUUUUAACUCCCCCUAUGAGCCCAUGGACUUUCCAGAGCUCUUAGGGUUCACACUUCUCUCCUGAAUGUCCAUGCAUUUGGAAGAUGUUAAUCAGCUAUUUCUGUUACUCUUAACUGGUUUUAAGCUGUUCAGACAAUGAGUGACUUAGAGACCAGUGUGUCUGCUGCUUCCUCCCUCAGGCCUGUUACGGAGGGCAGUGCAGGUCUGGGGCAGUGAGGAGCUCUGUGCCUGAUGUGAUGCGAGUCUGGAGGCUGCCCAGCCACCCUGGUUGGAGCCACGUGGUCUCCGAUGCUGGUGAGCACAGAGGCAUAUCCAGCAUCAGAUAGCUGAGCUGCUUAGUUACCCAAGAAAAUCAAUUUGCAUAUGUCAGAUGUUUAUAGGGUGCAAGGACACAUUGCACUUAUUUUAAUAAAAGUGUCUUCAAUUCUGG
This is a messenger RNA of Odocoileus virginianus texanus, 3004 nucleotides long. RefSeq names its product MAPK interacting serine/threonine kinase 1 (gene MKNK1). The record is from RefSeq and is a predicted model, not a curated record. Gene Ontology annotation, molecular function: calmodulin binding; ATP binding; calcium-dependent protein serine/threonine kinase activity. Gene Ontology annotation, biological process: protein autophosphorylation; intracellular signal transduction; peptidyl-serine phosphorylation. NCBI's taxonomy places the organism in Eukaryota, Metazoa, Chordata, Mammalia, Artiodactyla, Cervidae. Gene Ontology annotation, cellular component: cytoplasm; nucleus.